UUGAUUGAUUGAUUGGUUAAUAAGGUGAUUGAUUAGGUGAUUGAUUGAAAUGAUUAAAUGAUUAGGUGAUUGAUUGAAUGAUUAAAUGAUUAGGUGAUUGAGUGAUUGAUUGAUUGAUUGAUUUGUUUUCUCUCAGGCAUAAUGAACAGAAUCUCUGAUAAUUACUAUACCCUGGAGGUGGUGAAGGCUUGUGUUGACUCAGUGAUGUUCGUAGCUAUGUGUGUGUUCACGUAUGUGAUCAAGGUGACGGAACACGACUCCCUGCAUCUGGACCAUGAAGUCCACUAUCGCCUGCUGCUGCAGCAAUCCAUCUGCCUCAUGGGCUUCAACGCAGCGGGCAGCGCGAUACACGGCAUCCGCUCCCUGCGUCUCCCCACCACACGCCUCACCUGCUGGAUCCUGUUCGACCUGCAGGUGGUGAUGGGGCGUGGCAUCACCCUCACCCUCAUGUGCAUGUGCGCGUGUCUCUCUGUGUGCCGCCCGCUGCACUAUAGAACAUUAGUGAGGAGCUUGUACCGCUGGAUGAUGUUAGCAGCAUGGUUCCUGGCUCUAAUAAACCCGCUAGUGUUCACGGUGGUGGCGUUCGCACAGAAUCCGUGGUCCUACCUGCUCUCGCCGGACUCACAGUGUCCCACAGCUCUGGAGGAUAAAGGGUUCACCAUCAGCGUGCUCCUGUUUCUUGACAUCAUGACGCUGUUCAUGUUCCUCAGUUACAUCCUCAUCUGUCUGGAGGGUCACUACACCGGUCAUUUCUCUGAGUCCAACACUAAAGGACGACUCACCAUCCUCGUCCAUGUGCUGCAGAUCAGCCUGUACUUCGUAACCGUCUACAUCAUCAUCUCCCACGUGCAACAGGAGCUCAUCGUGGAAAUCGUCACCUUCCUGAUCUUCAGCAUCUUGCAGGUUCUCAGUCCGGUCAUUUACGGCCUGCGCUGUAAGGAACUCAACAUGGAAAUCCUGCGAUUAUUCCCUGGCUGCUGUAGCCAGUGUGUGACCCAGGAGUCCAGCGUGAGCGUGGAGCAGCGUGAAAGCCCCGGGACACUCAGACGCCCCUCAGUAGUAGUGAUCAGCACCGGAACCAGCCACUGCAUGAGUAGCGUUACUGACCAUGUGUCUGCCCACGAGUCUGACAACAAGAACAAAGAUCAGAUCCGUGAAGAUUAUGAGGAGACUUUAGUGUGAGAAAUGAAAAUGUGUGAAAUGAAGCUGCUCCACCAAGAGGAAAUGACAAAUUGGACAAAAGUAAAAAACAGACCUCUGCACACUCUCUGAGAACUUUAACAACUUCAUUUACCUUCAACAAAUUUUACAGGUGAAAGAUCAGCACUGAUGUAAUCAUUAGAUUAAGGCACUAAUCAUAUACUCUAUACUUAUAUUUAUCUAAAACAAACAAACAAACAAACAAACAAAAAGCCAUCUUGUGUGGAAGAAUGCAGCAUUAAAAAAAGAGUCAUUUCCAGGUUUAUUUCCCUGUACACCAGUCGCUUCACUAUAUUCAUCAUGGUCAAAUUAAACACACAAAUUUAUCAACCAGUAGGAACACAGGAGGGCGGGGCUGAGGGUUUUAGGUAGUUAAGACAUUUACCUGUGUGAAUUUUACAUUGGGUGAAAAAACACGAGUAGCUAACAUUAGCACUGCUCAGUACUCUAAACCCUGGACAGUGAUAUUCUCUCAUUUCAUUCAUUAUCUUCAUUUCCUCUACUGAAACUUUUAUUGUUACAUCAAGUGGAAACCUUUAACACAAUACCUACACCUACAUUAGUCAGUUGUU
Hemibagrus wyckioides is the source of this 1772-nucleotide messenger RNA. RefSeq names its product olfactory receptor 4N2-like. NCBI's taxonomy places the organism in Eukaryota, Metazoa, Chordata, Actinopteri, Siluriformes, Bagridae. The record is from RefSeq and is a predicted model, not a curated record. The coding region runs from base 142 to 1182 and encodes 346 amino acids. The transcript has a single exon.